UGGCCCUGCCAUCGCUUACCACCAUCCCCAAUCAGGGACAGGACGUUUUGCAAUCCAAGACGUUAUAUCUGUGCAGUUGGAGUUUAAACUUUGCCACUUGGGUCAGGGCACCACGGAGGAAGAGGAGAGGUGACUGGGCUCAGUGUCUGACCCACUCCCCUGUACACUGAGGGUGUUGAGAAGACAGGACGGUGCUGUGGGAGCGGGAUCUCAGACAGCCAUGGCCUCUGGCAUGGGCAGCCUCGACAGCUUCAACCUCCUGGACCUCCUUUUCGACCGCCAGGAUGGGAUCCUCUGUGAUGUGGAGCUGGGGAUGCCACCAGGCUCCUGGUGCAAGGAUGGGAGUGCCCAGGACAGCAAGGACUUCCUCAGCUCCAUCCUGGGCUCCAGGGACUCAGCGCUGGACUCGCCCAACUGGUCCCCAGCCACCAGCGACAGUGGGGUCUCCGAGGACCCCCCCGACCAGCUCGACAGCCCCCCCAGGUGCUGUGAUGGGGGCCCCAGUGAGGUCCUGUACCCCUAUGCCAACCCCUGCCGGGCUCUGCCCCUCUUGGGAGGGGCUGGGGUCCUGCACCCUGAGGUCUCCAUCGACCUGGACAUGUGGCACCCUGGCUUCUUCCUGGAGGAGAGCCAGGACCUGCCCGUGGUCUCCCCGCCUGCGUCCUGCACCCUCACCGUCAAGGACCUGCUGCUCUCAGGCAGCUCUGAGGCUCAGCCGCAGGUGCCCAGCUCCCUGCUGAGGCAGAGCCAGGGCCAGUUCCAGGAGCUGGUGCUGACGGAGGAUGAGAAGAAGCUGCUGGCGAAGGAGGGGGUGUCCCUGCCCACCCAGCUGCCCCUCACCAAGUAUGAGGAGCGGGUGCUGAAGAAGAUCCGUCGGAAGAUCAGGAACAAGCAGUCAGCUCAGGAGAGCCGCAAGAAGAAGGAGGAGUAUAUCGACGGGCUGGAGAGUAGGAUGUCAGCGUGCACCGCCCAGAACCAGGAGCUGCAGAGGAAGGUCCUGCACCUGGAGAUGCAGAACUCGUCCCUCCUGGAGCAGCUGAAGAAGCUCCAGGCCCUCGUGGUACAGUCAAACAACAAGGCAGCACAGACGGGAACCUGCAUCGCGGUCCUGCUGCUCUCUUUCACACUCAUCAUCUUCCCCUCCAUCAGCCCCUUUGCCCCCAGCAAGGCCAAGACAGACAGUGACUUCAGACCGGUGUGAGUUUUCUCCAGGUCCCUGCACAACGCAGCCGCCUCCCGCGUGGCUUACACUCAGCCCCAAGCUGGAGAUGAGAAGCCCCCAGAGCUGCUGUGGCCACAGCACCUGGGCGAAGCCCCUGAGACCCUGCACAAAGCCUUCAGUAGCCGCUCAUUCACCCCACGCCCAGACAAAGUCUCCCCCCGUAAUGGCACGCAGCCACUUGCCUCGGAGGGGCUGAGGGACGGAGCCGACACCAUGUCUGGGGAUGACACCGUGCCACGCCAUGGCCUGGCAGCACUGGCUUGGACCAAGGCUGACCACAGCAGGCCUGUGGCACUGGAGCCGGCAGAGGAGCUUUAAGCAGCACCCAGGGACCACGGGGGACGUGAUGGGGUGGCUCAGCACUUCACCCCCUAUGGGACGAGCCCUCAGGGUGGCCCCUCUAGCAUCUGCCACCAGGCGCAGGCAGAUGCUGGACCCGCUUGGCUUUGCUUGUAUCUGUGAACUGGGAAAAACGAGACUGGUUCCCACUGGCCUUACUGGGAGGGAAGGGGCUGCUCCUGCCCCCUGGGUGCAGCUGGAGUUGCGGAAGGGAGAUGGCGUUGCUCAGGAUGGGGACGGGGGAACUGGAGGGGCCCUGGGCUGGCUGACUAUUGAUGUUGCAACUGGUUGGUUUUGUUCUUUUUUUUUUUUUUUUAAAGCUUUAUUUUCAUCUCUAAAUAAAAGGUAUUUUGGAAAAAAUC
Phalacrocorax carbo (great cormorant) is the source of this 1923-nucleotide messenger RNA. The record is from RefSeq and is a predicted model, not a curated record. Lineage: Eukaryota; Metazoa; Chordata; Aves; Suliformes; Phalacrocoracidae.